Molecule: messenger RNA, 369 nt
Organism: Magnolia sinica
Lineage: Eukaryota; Viridiplantae; Streptophyta; Magnoliopsida; Magnoliales; Magnoliaceae
Exons: 2
Coding region: 1-369 (122 amino acids)
Source: RefSeq, a predicted model, not a curated record
AUGUUCCUCCCCGCUGAUCUGUUUGUGAUGCCGAUGGCAGUUUUUGAUGUUAUCCUGGGUAUGGACUGGCUCACGGAGUAUUAUUUUGUCUUGGACUGUGCCACGAGGAUAGUUACGUUUCACAUUCCCGGCUUGCCAGUGUUACAGUUCGUCGCCGAGCCCAGAGGAGAGCCAUUGUCGAGUUUGUUGGCUUGUCUGAUGAACGAGGUCUUCCAGCCUUUCCUCGAUCAAUUCGUAGUGGUGUUCAUUGAUGAUAUUCUUGUGUAUUUGAGGACCCGAGAGGACAAAGUAGAGCACUGGCAGGUUGUGCUGGAGACCAUCCGUGCCCACCAGCUGUAUCUGAAGCUGGAGAAGUGCGAGUUCUUGUAG